GUAGCAGGACAGACUAUGAGCCAGUCUGUGGUCGUCCUCAUGGUGUGCGGUUGGACAGUGGUGGUCAGCUGAUCGUAGCUGACUCCUACUUUGGACUGUUUUCUGUUGACCCCCAGACUGGACACAAGACCCUGCUACUGGACAGCAAGACAGGAGCUGACGGGGUUCCGUUUGCGUUCCUGAACGGGUUGGAGAUCUCCUCUCAGACUGGGAUCAUUUACUUUACCGACUCCUCCUCUCGCUGGGGACGACGACACGUCAAACUAGAGGUGAUAGAGACCAACGCUCUGGGUCGUCUCCUGACCUUUGACCCUGUGUCAGGGCGCGUGGGUGUCCUGCUGGAUGGGCUCUACAUGCCCAAUGGCAUCGCCCUGUCACCUGACGAGAGCUUCCUGCUGCUGGCUGAGACCAGCAUCGGGUGUGUCCUCAGGUAUUGGCUGAAAGGCCCCAAGGCUGGCACCAAGGAGGUCAUCAUGAACAAUAUGCCCGGUUACCCUGACAACAUCCGCCUUAGCGACCGUGGAACCUUCCUGGUUGGCCUAACGACCACACGCUUCAGGAAGCUCAUGCCUCCAUUCCUGGACCUGAUUGGUCCGUACCCAGCGGUCAAACGCUUUCUGGCUAAG
Salvelinus namaycush (lake trout) is the source of this 626-nucleotide messenger RNA. RefSeq lists its product as uncharacterized. Gene Ontology annotation, biological process: biosynthetic process. The record is from RefSeq and is a predicted model, not a curated record. Gene Ontology annotation, molecular function: strictosidine synthase activity; protein binding. NCBI's taxonomy places the organism in Eukaryota, Metazoa, Chordata, Actinopteri, Salmoniformes, Salmonidae. The transcript is spliced from 4 exons. The annotation marks the transcript as partial.